This is a messenger RNA of Culex quinquefasciatus (southern house mosquito), 3664 nucleotides long. RefSeq names its product dyslexia-associated protein KIAA0319-like protein. The record is from RefSeq and is a predicted model, not a curated record. Gene Ontology annotation, cellular component: cytoplasmic vesicle; plasma membrane. The transcript has 7 exons. The coding region runs from base 247 to 3525 and encodes 1092 amino acids. NCBI's taxonomy places the organism in Eukaryota, Metazoa, Arthropoda, Insecta, Diptera, Culicidae.
ACCCGCUGAUAUCAUCUGUCAAACUUUCCGUGCAAUUUUCACUUUCAUCGUCGGUUCUCGUGCAAUCCGUCGAAAAAUCCGUUUUCCCCGGUCGUCGGUCCUCUAGAAUGAUUGCUUCAGUGUGAAAAGUGAACCCGUCGUUCGGAACUGUUGAGAGAAAGUGGCCGCGACGCUGAAGGUGGCCUCAAUCGGGUGAAAAAGUCAAAAAUCAAUUUUGACCAGCAAAUUUGGCUGUGAAAAUCGAAAAUGAUGGUCCAGUUCCGAGUGUCGCUUCGUGUGGCGGCUUUAGGGCUUGCAAUCGUGAUAGCGUCAAGCCUGCCGCCAGCGCGGGCGUCUCCGGGGGACUCGACCUCCGCCGGGAGUCUAAAAUCGGAUGACCACUUGCAAGGCAAGCCACAAGAGCCGGAGCAGCAGGACCAAUCGUUGGGUCAAUCACCGGAAAUGAAAUCCUGUCCCAGGAUGAUGAGACAAAUCUUCGACGGAUAUGCUCCCAUCGGCGGUCGCGAAGCAGGCAACUACACGGAAACUCCGGACGCGCCAACUCUGCGAACGUGCGUCCAGCUGUGCUGCGACAAAGGACCAGACUGCAACACUGCUUUCAUCUUCAACCGAUCGUGCUACCACGUGCGCUGUCUCAGCAAUGACCUUUGCCUGCCGGCAAAGAAGAAGAACCUGUCGACGACCCUGCAGAUGGUGCUGGUCAAUCCGGUGGGCGGUGGCGAAAGCGACGGCGCGAGUUGGUUGGAGAUUUUGAAGAGCGCGAAUCCUCAACAGCUGCUGCAGGAGGAAGAUUUGCAGGGUCGGUUGGCGGGGGCGGAGACGAGUAUAUUGAAAAAGUUGAAGAAUAUUUACAACUUUGAGCGCAAUCGGCAGGAUCUGGUUGGAGAUGGUGGGUACAGCAUGCCGGUGAAGCAGCUGGCGGAUUACGACUUUGGGAAGGCCGGCUAUAUGAGCGAUCCGGUGAAUUAUUUGAACGAGCAGUACGACGAUUUGGCGAUGGAGGAGAGCAAGUUUUAUCCGGAGCAGAAGCAAGCGCUGCCGACGACUUGUGAGUUUGGCGUGGACGGAUCUUGUCCUAAGAAUGAGGUUUGUAUGCGAGUGAGCAGUAAUUCGAUGGCGGGACUGUGUGCUUGCGUUGAGCAGUACGUGCGCAAUGCUAAGAACGUUUGCGUUAGGGAGAAGCAACCGAUGGCUUACGCUGCGGCGCCGCAGACGCUGACCGCGCAAAAGCUGGUCAUGAACAAUAUUCACAGUGAAGCGGGUGAAAUUGACGAGGGAAAUCAGCAGUCGAAGAAGCUGACAGUGUCGGUCAUGUCGAAGGAGGUGAGGUUGCCGGCGGACACGAUUGUGCUUUCCGCGUACGUGAUUCCAGAUGAAACCUCCAGCGGAGACAAGUACGCCUAUUCUUGGUCACUGAUUUCGCAACCUUCAAAGGUUUACAGCAAUGCAACUAUUACGGAUCAAACCAAGCCGCAGGCGAAGCUAUCCAAGCUGACGGAGGGUUUGUACCAGUUCAAGGUAACCGUUACGGGCAGCGAUGGCUGGUAUGGGGAAGGAUCGGCGAAUGUAUCGGUGCUCCCGGAGCAAAAGAUAAACAAACCUCCGCAGGUGAUAAUUACUCCGAUGGAACAAACGGUCAAACUGCCAAACCACAAGGCAAUCCUCGACGGAAGUGCUUCGACGUCAUCUUCGUCCAAGAUCGUCUCAUAUCAGUGGGAGUUGGUGCAAGGUCCGCUCGGCUAUCAGCCGGAACUUCCCGCCGUAAGCACUCUCCAGCUAAACGAAUUAACCAUUCCCGGCAAGUACACCUUCAAGCUGACCGUAAGCGAUUCGGAGAAGCUGGCCAACAGUACCACGGCGACGAUCGAAGUGCUAAAAGAAAUCGACUACCCGCCGGAAGCGAACGCCGGCCAGAACGUGAUCGUCUACUUGCCGAACAACAACGUCACGCUGAACGGAUCGCUCAGCAAGGACGACCACGAGAUUGUCGCCUGGGAGUGGACAAAAGCCAGCUCCGACCAGUCCAAAGCCGUUGACAUGCAAAACACGCGAACUCCGUACCUGCAGCUUUCCAAUCUUGAAGAGGGCGUCUACGCGUUCGAGCUUAAGGUGACCGACGCCAAGAAUCAGAGCAGCACCUCGAGCGUCCACGUGUUCGUAAAAACACCGACUAAUAUGCCACCGACGGCCAAGGCUGGAGCAAACUACACGAUAAACUUGCCCCAAAACUGGGCCACCCUCAACGGAAGCGAUUCGCGGGAUGACCUCAAGAUUACCAGCUGGCGGUGGCGUCAGAUAAGUGGUCCAAACACUGCCGUAAUUCAGGCAGGAAACAGCUCGAUUGCCAACGCGACAGCGCUCACGAUCGGCGAGUACGUCUUCGAGCUUACCGUUACGGACGAGGUGCAAAACAACGCCUCGGACCGGGUUCGGAUUACGGUGGUUCAGGAACGAAACACCGCACCGGUCGCGAAUGCCGGCGGCGACCAGAGCGUUACACUGCCCACGAACGCCAUCGUACUGAACGGGACGCGUUCGUACGACGAUCUGGGAAUUGCAAAUUUCAGCUGGACGCGAGAACCGGGCAGUUUGGCGGUUGGAAGCAUCGUUGACAAUACGGACAAGAGGCCGGUUUUGAUUCUCACAAACAUCGUUCCCGGCCGGUACGUUUUCAAGCUGACCGUAACCGACGGGCAGGGACUUUCCGGAAGUGACACCGUUAGCGUAAUUGUCCACCCUGAUCCGCUCGUAAUGAGCUUGGUCGAGCUAACGCUCACGAUGGAGGCCACCGUGCUGACGCAAACCGAGCUGGAUUCGCUGCAGCAAAAGCUGGUUCUGCUAAUCGGGGACAACACGCGGGUUCACAUCCGUGACCUCAAGAUCGAACACAAAACUGGCCAAGUGGUUAUUGUGUUCUAUGUCGACAAAAGCGGCGACAAAGAAAAGCAGGACAUUAUCCCAGCCCUGGAGGUGGAAAAAAUCCUGAAGGAAAAAUUCUGGCGCGACUACUCCAUCCUCGGUACGUCGGUAGCCGGCAUUCGGACCGCAAUCUGCCAGAACGAAUGUUCCGGCCACGGCGUCUGUAACGCCGAAACGCGCGACUGCAUGUGUCAGAGCUUCUGGAUGCCGGACAUCUUUUUCUUCUGGGGCAUCGCCGAGGCCAAUUGCGACUGGUCCAUCCUGUACGUGAUCAUCGGUGUUUUCAUCGUGUUUCUGCUGCUUUCCGGCAUCUGCUGGGGCAUCACGUGUCUGUGCCGGCGGACGGCCAAACCGCGCACGCGAAGCAAAACGCAAAAGUAUUCGCUGCUUGCGCACGACGACGAGCUGCCUUCGUAUAACCGCGCUGGGACAGCCAUUUCGGACUCCGAAACCGACUCGGACGUGCUGUUCGAGAGUCGAUCGAAGCAACCUAACGGUCUGGUGCAUGGAACCGGCCGCAGCGGGAGUGCCCUGCCGAACGGAGACACCCGCAACGGACACACCAAGUACAGCACGACCCGGCUGGGUCGACGGAUCAAGGCUUAGGAUGUUCUGCGAUCCUAGUAUGCUGUUAAGCACGGCACCACGUACUUAUGAGUUUCCAGUGACGACUUGAUUUCCUGAAAAAAAAAUGAUGUAUUCUUUGACAUGAUUAUUGCGUUAGAAAGCAAACAGGAUAGUGAUC